CAAGCCGUGCAACUUAUGUGUGUAUACGGCCUUACAGCCGAGCAAUUGAAUACACUGCCAAUCAGCAUGGCCCUACCACUUUGGGAAGCCUUACGCAAAACUCGCUACCGGCCGCCGAGCUCUGCACCGCGCCGUUUCUAUUCGUUGUGUGGACGAGACGACUUAGCGCUCACUAUUUUCGGUACCGAUAGAACUCUCAACGUGACGGAAAGCUACAAGCAGCGCAAUGAGAUGGAUCAUGAGGCUCAGACCAGCAUUGCUAAAUUGUAUGGGGAGGCUUACGUUAGCCUGGCAGGUCGUGCGAAAGAAGAGACAACCGGCGUUGGCGACCCCCGUGUGCGGCACUUCACCGACAUCCGUUUCCCUGAAGAUUAUCGCUUGCGUGAAGUGGAAACAAUGUUGCGCUCCUCAAGGACAUGCGUUAUUCGUGUACAGGACCGACCUGAUACCAGCGACCACGAUCUUGCAAAUGAACAUCAGAUGCUCAUUAUGCGUAUCGCUGAACGGACGCUCUCGCUCCCACUUGGCAGAGCCGCAUUGACAUUUGCCACUGUUCCAACGGCACAGGCUGAUAGCUACACUUUACCACCUCUGGAGUUUGCCGUCAAAAUACUUCCCCAGGGAAGUGUGCUCAAUCUGGAUGGAGCCAGGCUUACGGACGAAGUUCGCUAUUGGACGGAGUUCAACAACGCGGUGGCUGCGGCCUUGCGCAUAGCGCCGGCAACUAAAGGCGUCGACUACUCCUGGAUUAUCCUCCUCAGCAAGCCACCCGAAUUAUCAUCAAAGCACGCGGGAUUCAUCUACGGUCUAGGCUUGACCGGGCAUCUGCGCUCUAUGCUUCCUUUCCAAGCCUUUGGUUACCUGGCUCCGAAGCACAAUUUCACGACAAUGGCAGUGCUGCUAGGACUCGCAGCUGCACACUGUGGCACUGGCAACGAAACGAUAACCCAAAUGAUCUCCGUGCACACGCCUGCUCUUCUGCCCCCGAAUUCAGCCGAACUAAAUAUCCCUGUACUUACGCAAACCGCAGGCCUCAUGGGCUUGGGUCUUUUGUACAUGGGCACUAGGAAUCGGAAAAUGGCGAGAGUGGCAUUGAGGGAGAUCUCAAGGAAGGAUUUGGUCAAGCCAGGACAAACAGAUGAGCAUCGGGAAUCUUAUGCACUAUCGGCAGGAUUUGCAUUUGGCUUUAUUAUGGUGGGGAAGGGUGCGCAGUCGAAUCCAGCAGAUAUGGCUAUGGUGCAACAACUUCAGCACCUGAUCCAUGGAGAAUGUCCCUCGAUCGAUGUGUUCAAAUAUCAGAAACCGAACUUCGAUGUCACCGUUACUGCACCCGCUGCCAUCGUCGCGUUGAUGCUCAUG
Dacryopinax primogenitus is the source of this 1359-nucleotide messenger RNA. RefSeq lists its product as uncharacterized. Gene Ontology annotation, cellular component: anaphase-promoting complex. The transcript has 2 exons. The record is from RefSeq and is a predicted model, not a curated record. Gene Ontology annotation, molecular function: molecular adaptor activity. Lineage: Eukaryota; Fungi; Basidiomycota; Dacrymycetes; Dacrymycetales; Dacrymycetaceae. The annotation marks the transcript as partial. Gene Ontology annotation, biological process: anaphase-promoting complex-dependent catabolic process; protein K11-linked ubiquitination; metaphase/anaphase transition of mitotic cell cycle.